AUGAAGCGGACUGCGUCGAAGCUGCCUCUGCUCGCGGCCCUGCUCGCCGCCGUCCUGCUGCUCCUGGCCCCGGCCGCCGCGUCCAAGGCCAUCGACGCCAGCAACCCCCAGCGCCUGGAGCUACCAGACACGCUGGCCAUCGGCCCUGAGAGCGUCGCGUUCGACGGCCACGGCGCCGGGCCCUACGUCAGCGUCUCCGACGGCCGCAUCCUCAAGUACGGCGGCGAGGGUGCUGGCUGGAGGACGUUCGCGUACAGCCCGAGCUACACCAAGAACAACUGCGACGCCUUCUCCGACCUCCCGCCGGUUGCCACGGAGAGCUCGUGCGGCCGACCGCUCGGCUUGAGGUUUCAUGUCGACUCCGGGAACCUCUACAUCGCAGACGCCUAUAUGGGUUUGAUGCGUGUCGGCCCAAAUGGCGGGGAGGCGACCGUGCUGGCUAAGGAGGCCGGCGGUGCGCCGUUGCGCUUCACGAACGGCGUGGACAUCGACCAGGUCACCGGUGAUGUCUACUUUACCGAUAGCAGCACGACGUACACACGAGCGCAACAUCAGAUGGUCACCACGACGGGAGAUUCAACCGGACGCAUCAUGAAAUACGACCCACGGACUAAUCAAGUCACCGUGCUUCAGUCCGGCGUGACGUACCCUAACGGUAUUGCCGUCAGUGCUGAUAGGACCCAUCUUAUCGUUGCGCUUACUGGACCAUGCCAGCUAAUGAGGUACUGGAUCCGAGGACCUAAGGCCAACACAUCUGAGCCGUUCACUGACUUGCCGGGAUACCCCGAUAAUGUGAGGCCCGAUGGGAAGGGAGGGUACUGGGUGGCGCUGCAUCGGGAGAAGUUCGAGCUUCCGUUUGGUUUGGAUAGACACUUGCUCGCCAUUAGGAUUGGCGCUGAAGGUGAAAAGCUGCAAGAGAUGAAGGGACCUAAGAACGUGAGGCCGACCGAGGCGGUGGAGAGAGAGGGUGGCAAAAUAUAUCUUGGAUCCGUAGAGUUGUCGUAUGUCGGUAUUGUUAGCACAUAGAAGUUUAACUAGGUUUAAGAUACAUUUAUCUAGUUCUUAGAGUAUUGUUUAUAUGUACCGAGCUGUUGGUCUUUAUAAUUAAUAAAAAGUUACUGAAUUAUGA
Messenger RNA from Panicum virgatum (switchgrass), 1129 nucleotides. RefSeq names its product protein STRICTOSIDINE SYNTHASE-LIKE 10-like. Gene Ontology annotation, molecular function: strictosidine synthase activity. The transcript has a single exon. Bases 1 to 1026 code for a protein of 341 amino acids. NCBI's taxonomy places the organism in Eukaryota, Viridiplantae, Streptophyta, Magnoliopsida, Poales, Poaceae. Gene Ontology annotation, biological process: biosynthetic process. The record is from RefSeq and is a predicted model, not a curated record.